GACAACGUAUCAUCUCACAAACUUUACGUAUAAGAGCACUGCCGUGUGCAUGCUUGCUGUCUACCCAUAGUCGAAUAAUGUCUUCCCGCAGUCGUCCAUUGGCGCGGACCUCCGGGCCACCUCGUAUAUCAGCUCAACUUUACCUGAAAACCAGCGAAAAAGACACUCAACUCUACCUCACCACUCCAGAUCCCCACUUUCGAGCUCACCAUGGACGACGAAGCCCGACAAGCAAUGGCAAGCAUGAAGAUGCCACGCCGCCCUAUAAACUUCGUUUCUGCGAAAUCAGGCGAGAUACUCAAACUAGGCCAGAUCACAUGCAGAGUCAUGGAAGAUGGAUCACGGACAGACAACCGCAUAGGCUCCGCAGAGUUCACACUGCCUCCCAACACACCUGGACCACCAGCACACUGGCAUGAGAUGCACGACGAGACAUUUCUUGUUACAAAGGGAAUGGUUCGAUUCCACGCUCCCGACGGCGCCAUACAAGAUGCCUAUGUCGGAGACUACGUUACCGUACCCAUCCGCGCACCCCACACCUUCUCGAAUCCUACAAACGAAGAAUCCAAGUUCUUCAACACGUAUACCCCCGCGUUCUACAUUGAUUACUUCAAAACGCUGGCUGAGAUAAGUAAGACGGAUGAGAAGAUGAUGAAGGAGAAGAACAUCGAGGUUAUGGCGCGGUACGCGACACUGCCUGCGAAGGAGAUGAUGGAGGAGCAGAAGAAGUAAAGGCCGGUAUAGACAUCUGCGAAUCGAUACAAGGAUAAUGACAGGAAUACAAUCGUGCGCGUGCGCGUGCGAUGCGCAGGAAA
Alternaria rosae is the source of this 815-nucleotide messenger RNA. RefSeq names its product RmlC-like cupin domain-containing protein. The transcript is spliced from 3 exons. The coding region runs from base 211 to 732 and encodes 173 amino acids. The record is from RefSeq and is a predicted model, not a curated record. NCBI's taxonomy places the organism in Eukaryota, Fungi, Ascomycota, Dothideomycetes, Pleosporales, Pleosporaceae.